AUGGUUCUCCUUCCCUGCUGCGCUACCGGUUUCAAGCACGACGGAGAGAUUUCCGGUGAGUUUAAGGACUUUCAUGGAACAAAGACUUACUUUGCAGGUAAGCCCUCUGACAAGAUUGUGCUACUGUUGACCGACAUUCUGGGUCUCGAAUACAAGGGCUCCCUGCUCCUGGCCGAUCAAUUUGCCGAGGAGGGCUUCUUUGUUGUCGUUCCCGAUCUCUUCAACAACGACCCAGUCGCACUCAACCCUCCUGAGAGCUUUUCCCUUAUGAACGAUUGGUUCCCCCGACACACAUUUGAAACCACUAUCCCCUUCGCCAAGGAAAUCGCACAGCACAUUAGGGACGACUUCAAGCCCUCGUUUGUGGGAACUGUUGGAUACUGCUACGGAGGAAAGCUUGUCGGAGCUCUGGGAGCCACUGAUCUCGUCAACGCUCUGGCUUGGGCUCAUCCCUCUUUCGUCACUGUGGAGGAUGCCAAGGCUAUCAAGCACCCUCUGAUCAUUGCUGCUGCAGAGACUGAUAAUAUUUACACUCCCGAGCUGCGAGCCAACGUCGAGGCUGCUCUCAAAGAGACCGGAAAGACCUACUACGCCACCCUCAGCUCCAAGACUGUCCACGGUUUUGCAUGCCGAGGCGACCCUAAUGACCCUCCUGUCAAGUUCGCCAAGGAGAAGGCAUUCGCCGACUUCACCCAGUGGUUCAAGCUUCAUGGCGGUAAAUAA
Yarrowia lipolytica CLIB122 is the source of this 723-nucleotide messenger RNA. RefSeq lists its product as uncharacterized. The record is from RefSeq and is a predicted model, not a curated record. NCBI's taxonomy places the organism in Eukaryota, Fungi, Ascomycota, Dipodascomycetes, Dipodascales. Gene Ontology annotation, molecular function: hydrolase activity.